GCUGUGGUCAUGAUACUGAUCAUAAUAAUGAUAGAAGGUGGCCACGUUGAAGGAGGAGAAGUGACAUACGAUGGAAGAUCUCUCAUUAUUGAUGGGCAGAGAAAACUUCUCUUUUCUGGUUCUAUUCACUAUCCUCGUAGCACUCCUGAGAUGUGGCCAUCUUUGAUAUCAAAAGCCAAGGAAGGAGGAUUGGACGUCAUUCAAACCUAUGUGUUUUGGAACCUCCACGAGCCCCAACUUGGUCAGUAUGACUUCAGUGGAAGAAACGAUCUGGUGGGAUUCAUAAAGGAAAUCGAGGCUCAAGGGCUAUAUGCUUGCCUUAGGAUUGGUCCUUUCAUAGAGGGUGAAUGGACUUAUGGGGGGUUUCCAUUUUGGUUGCAUGAUAUUCCUGGCAUUGUUUAUCGAUCGGACAAUGAACCCUUCAAGUUUUACAUGCAAAAUUUUACAACAAAAAUAGUGAAGAUGAUGAAGUCAGAGAGUCUAUUUGCUUCACAAGGAGGUCCAAUUAUACUGUCACAGAUCGAGAAUGAAUAUGGAAACAUUGAAGCAGCAUUUAAGAAAAAAGGAGCCUCUUAUGUUCGUUGGGCGGCUAAAAUGGCGGUUGAGCUCCAAACUGGUGUACCAUGGCUUAUGUGCAAGCAAAUUGAUGCUCCUGAUCCACUUAUUAACACUUGCAACGGGAUGAUGUGUGGAGAAACUUUCAGUGGACCCAACUCACCAAAUAAGCCAUCAUUAUGGACAGAGAAUUGGACAUCUUUCUUCCAGGUAUACGGUGGGAAGCCAUACAUAAGAUCUGCUGAAGACAUCGCAUUUCAUGUGGCACUUUUUAUUGCAAGAAUUAACGGAAGCUACAUAAAUUAUUACAUGUACCAUGGUGGAACUAAUCUUGGGAGAACAGGCGCCGCAUAUGUCACCACAAGUUAUUAUGAUCAAGCUCCACUAGAUGAAUAUGGACUAAUAAGGCAACCUAAGUGGGGGCAUCUUAAGGAGUUACACGCUGCAAUGAAACAAUGCUCUGCAACUUUACUGCAAGGAGUGCGAACAAAUUUCUCUUUAGGUCAAUAUCAAGAAGCCUAUGUUUUCCAAGAAGAGACUGGAGGAGGUUGCGUAGCAUUUCUUACAAAUUAUGAUGGCCAUAAUGUUACUGUGCAAUUUCAAAAUACAGCAUUUGAAUUGCUUCCAAAAUCAAUCAGUAUUCUACGAGACUGUGAAACUGUAAUCUUUAACACGGCAAAGGUGAAUACAGAACAACAUAAUAAGAGAAUCUUAAAACGUACCCAAAAGUUUGAUUCAAGUGAUAGCUGGGAAGAAUUCAACGAUGUCCUCCCCAAGAUGGAAGAUACAUCACUAGAAUCGAAUACAUUUCUAGAGCAAAUGAAUACAACCAAAGAUAAAUCCGAUUAUCUCUGGUAUACUCUUAGGUUUGAACACAACUUGUCUUGCACUAAGCCAGUACUUCAUGUCGAAUCUUUUGGGCACGUUGCACAUGCUUUUUUGAACAACAUUUAUAUAGGAGCUGCACAUGGAAAUCAUAACGUGAAGGGAUUCACAAUGGACAUUCCGAUAAUGUUAAAUGAUGGGAUCAACAAUAUUUCUAUAGCAAGCGUUAUGGUCGGCCUACCGGAUUCAGGAGCUUUCCUAGAACGCAAGUUUACUGGCUUAAGAAAAGUAGAAAUUCAAUGCACUGAAAAAGAGUUCUAUAACUUUAUAAACUUCACGUGGGGAUAUCAGGUUGGACUGCUCGGAGAGAAGUUACAGAUUUAUAGGGAAGAAAAUCUGGAUAAUGUAGUGUGGAAACAAAGUACUGAAACCUCAAUCAAUCGAACAUUUACAUGGUACAAGACAUUUUUCGAUGCACCAAUGGGAAAUGACCCCGUGGCCUUGAACCUUAGCACAAUGGGGAAAGGUGAGGCUUGGGUUAAUGGCCGAAGCAUUGGUCGUUAUUGGGUUUCUUUCCUCGACUCUAAUGGCAACCCAUCACAAACAAUGUAUCAUAUUCCUCGAUCGUUUCUCAAAAUUUCUGGAAAUCUUUUGGUUUUGCUCGAAGAAAUUGGUGGAAACCCUUUUCAGAUUUUCUUGAAUACCGUCUCGAUUAUCAAUGUACGUGAAGAUAUCACUUAUUAUCACCUUUCUCAAUAA
Messenger RNA from Juglans regia (Persian walnut), 2139 nucleotides. RefSeq names its product beta-galactosidase 6-like. The coding region runs from base 10 to 2139 and encodes 709 amino acids. Gene Ontology annotation, biological process: carbohydrate metabolic process. The transcript has 18 exons. The record is from RefSeq and is a predicted model, not a curated record. Lineage: Eukaryota; Viridiplantae; Streptophyta; Magnoliopsida; Fagales; Juglandaceae. Gene Ontology annotation, cellular component: cell wall; vacuole. Gene Ontology annotation, molecular function: beta-galactosidase activity.